AUGAAUCUUUUCAAAUUAAAGAGUACCACCUCCACGCAUGAAUUUGUGCCUGAUGUGACACAUAUCCUCAUCAAAAAUUGGACCAGUGAAAAUUUCAAACAUUGGCUUAUGAGCGAAAAGUAUGAUCAAAAAACGGUCAUUGAUGUCAUCAUGAAACAACAACUCACAGGAAAUGCCAUUCUUUGUUUAACCAAAGAAGAUUUAACUGAAUUCAAAGUUCCAACAGGAGCUGCCAUCUCUAUAGUGGCCAAACUUGAAGCACUGAGACAACAACAAGAAGAUUUGUUACAACAGCCUCAACAACCAAAACUCUUCUCCUUGUCUUAUCCAUCCACCAUCCAAACAACUACAGAACCCUCCAAUUCGGAAAUGAGUAACGAUCAUGAUCAACAUGAUACCUCUACCACAAAUCCUGCUGUCGUUCCUCCUUAUUCUUCGUAUCCAAGAACCUCUCCGAGACCAUCCCUUCCAAAACCACCACAAACUCCAACCGUUCUCAAACCCAUUCAUCAUGAUCAUCGUAUUGACAAUGAACAAGAUAAUAUUAUCAAUCAUCAUACACAUUCAUCCACCACUGCAACUACCCCCCAAGUUUCUCCUCGAAAUGAAGAUUCUACAUCCUCUGCGAAAGUGAGUCCGAGAAGAGAUCAUCACAAGCCUUUACCAACCAUUCCUCAACAGGGUGCAUCAUCAGGUUCAUCAUCAUCAAUAACAAAAACAUCCUCAACAACUGCUCCAGUACCUCCCGUUAAAAGAUCCAGUUCAGUUGCUACGAAUAUUACUACUCAAGGUAUUAAUAAUAAUAAUACUCGUCCUGAGUAUUGGCAACAACAACAACAACCAAUCGAUCAAUAUCCUAAGCAACAAUCUCCUCGUCUUCAUCAACCACCACAAAAACAACCCAUAACAACUCAACGCUCGAGUCCAACACCCAUUCAAGAUAGCAAGAAUAUGAGAACAAAGAAAUUUGUGGAUGCCGGGUUUUUCCCAGAAGAUGAAUUAUAA
Molecule: messenger RNA, 1005 nt
Organism: Naegleria fowleri
Lineage: Eukaryota; Heterolobosea; Eutetramitea; Acrasida; Naegleriidae
Exons: 2
Coding region: 1-1005 (334 amino acids)
Molecular function (GO): protein binding
Source: RefSeq, a predicted model, not a curated record